AUGACAAAGCCCUGGCUGCAUGAGCAGAACUCUGUCUUGGCACCGCCCGCUCCGCUCCACCUCGGAGAACAUCACGGCCGUCACCUUGACUUCCACAGAAAUGCGCAACAGCAGCGUUGUUGUCCCGGCGGUGUAACGCAGAAACCUCCUGCCAAACCUCUCCAUCCUGGUCCGCCGGUUCCACAAUACCCGACCGGUGUGGAGACGCCCGGGGCGCGUCCUGGACGCUUCAGCAGAACCGGCACCUUCAUGGAUAAACCCGCACCGCCGGACAAGUCCUGCCUCCAAGAUGCCGCGCAGACAAAUGUCACGCAGGACGCGUGGAACAGUGACCAGGAGAAGAAAACGAACGGGGGGAAGAAGAAGAAGAAAAAGAACUACCAGCGGUACCCGAAACCGCCCUACUCCUACCUGGCUAUGAUCGCCAUGGUCAUCCAAAGAUCCCCAGAGAAGAAACUCACUUUGUCCGAGAUCCUCAGAGAGAUCAGCACACUGUUCCCGUUCUUCAAAGGAAGCUACAAGGGCUGGCAAGAUUCUGUCAGACACAACCUUUCAUCCUACAACUGCUUCAUCAAGGUGCUGAAGGACCCAGGCAAGCCCCAGGGCAAAGGGAACUUCUGGAGUGUGGAGCUGAGCCGUAUUCCUCUGGAGCUCCUGAAGAGGCAGAACACUGCUGUGUCACGCCAGGAUGAGACCAUCUUUGCACAAGAUCUGGCCCCUUACAUCCUUCACGGACAAACCCACGCUCCACCCUCGGAUCCUUUGAUGUGUCUACCUCUCUUGGGCUCCAGAAACCCCUCUCCACCACAGGAGGACUUGUUCCGACCAAAGCUGGACUCCUCAUUUGCUAUAGACUCCCUGCUACACAGUCUAAGACCAGCUGACGCCUCUGAAGACGUCGGCACAGCUUCUAAAGGCUGCUGGGGGCAGGCAGACCACCAUCAGCCACCUCCUCCUCUGCAACCUCACUACGCCUCCUCCACCCGCAGUGCCUCUGCCAGCUCCAUCAGUCCAGCCUCGACCUCCUCGUCAUCUGAUGAUGAAUGGAAAGGUGUGCCGCAUUCUGGAAAACGCCUCCCUCCCGAUGGCAAAGCGGCAUCAGACUGUUCCGACUACAAGCCGCCGCUGCACAAAUCGGCUCGCAGAGAGACUGUCACGCCCCCCUGGGAGCUGCCUACCUCCUACACCAAAUACGCUCCUCCCAAUGCUAUUGCCCCGCCCAGCAUGCGAUUCAACGGAGGCCCUCUCGUGCCGCUCCACGGCGGACUCCCUCUUUAUGGUUACGGGAGCUCUCCUGUGGCGCCUGGCCACUUCUUGGGCCAUACCUAUUGGCCCCUCCUCCAUAGCAGGAGAGUUUCUGUCCAAGCCCCUCCCCUUUUCCUGGAUCUGGAGAACAUGUUGCAAUCUGUGCCUCCAAAUAAGAGUGUGUUCGAUGUGCUCAUACCCCCCAACCAGAACUCCCUCUCUCCUCACGAGACAUCCAGUCAGUACGCCAUGCAGAACAGACCUCCUGUGAACAGGUACCCUCAGUACUGA
Messenger RNA from Thalassophryne amazonica, 1536 nucleotides. RefSeq names its product forkhead box protein H1-like. Gene Ontology annotation, molecular function: DNA-binding transcription factor activity; sequence-specific DNA binding. The coding region runs from base 1 to 1536 and encodes 511 amino acids. Gene Ontology annotation, biological process: regulation of DNA-templated transcription. The transcript is spliced from 3 exons. NCBI's taxonomy places the organism in Eukaryota, Metazoa, Chordata, Actinopteri, Batrachoidiformes, Batrachoididae. The record is from RefSeq and is a predicted model, not a curated record.